Molecule: messenger RNA, 7585 nt
Organism: Ixodes scapularis (black-legged tick)
Lineage: Eukaryota; Metazoa; Arthropoda; Arachnida; Ixodida; Ixodidae
Gene: Egfr
Product: epidermal growth factor receptor
Exons: 27
Coding region: 666-5123 (1485 amino acids)
Biological process (GO): protein phosphorylation; cell surface receptor protein tyrosine kinase signaling pathway; positive regulation of cell population proliferation
Cellular component (GO): signaling receptor complex; basal plasma membrane
Molecular function (GO): ATP binding; transmembrane receptor protein tyrosine kinase activity
Source: RefSeq, a predicted model, not a curated record
UUUUUUUCUUCUUUCCUUCGAGUGGCCGCCGCGUCGGAGUGCGAAGCCGGCGGCAUCAUUCGCGCGCCGGGGCGCGUGGUAUCCAACAACGCGCGAGUCCGCUGCAGCCAGACGUAACCCAAGACGCAGAGAAGUCCAGUCCAUAAACAUUAUCAGGUACACCUCGGUGCGCGCGCUAAAAACGCCGCUCCCUCCCUUGUUCGUGCUGCAGGCAACGAUGGCACGGUGGAGGAGGACGCACAGCUGGCGGCCGUACAGGAGCACGACGACGUGCGUAAGCCUAACGUGGCGGCCAACCAGGUCGUAACCGUCUUCCAGACGACCACGUUUGCGAGAGGCGGUCCUCUAGGUGUACAACACGGCCUCUACUUCUGGAAGUCUGCAAAACCAGUCUGCGUGCUCUUCACUACUGGAAGUCUGCAAGACGAGUCUUCUGAAGGGAGUUCCUCGGAGGGUGGUUUCCAGGAGUAGUCUUGAUGAGGUGUCUCCCAGGGUCCUUGACCCGAUGAACUGUGUUGUGAAGGUACAAUAGCCUCGGGCUGUAAGGUGCAGGAGGAGAUUCGAAGUGCCUAGUUAGGAUUAGACAAAAUAAAAUAAAAAGUCCGCUUGGAUUUAGAGGAAAAAGAGGUGAUGCGGACUUUCGUGGGGAGUGAGGUCGAGUCGCCAUGACUUCGAGGACUUUGGUCGUUGUGACCCUUCUAGUCAUCUUCGUACUUCUGGUCGGAGCCGUUCGGUCCAAAAAGAACGGCCAUGUCAAGAAAGGAAAGAUCUGCAUCGGGACCAACGGUCGCAUGUCGGUUCCGUCGAACCGCGAGCACCACUACCAGAACCUCAGGGACCGGUAUACCAACUGCACCUACGUGGACGGGAACCUGGAGCUGACAUGGCUUCAGAACAAGAGCCUGGACCUGAGCUUCCUGCGGGACAUCCGCGAGGUGACCGGCUACGUGCUCAUCUCGCACGUGGACGUCCAGCGCAUCCUCCUGCCGAGCCUGAUGAUUGUGCGCGGCCGCAACCUUUUCAAGCUCAACGUCCACGACGAAGAGUUUGCCCUCAUUGUCACCCUGAGCAAGAUGGACAACCUGGAGCUGCCCGCACUGCGCGAUAUCCUGCGUGGCAACGUGGGCUUUUUCAACAACUACAAUCUGUGCCACGUGCGGGGUGUCCAGUGGGACGAGAUCCUCUCCGGACCACCGGCCCACAUGGUCUACGUGUACAAUUUCACCCAGCCUGAGCGGACCUGCCCGCCCUGCGACGCGUCCUGCCGCGGGGGUCACUGCUGGGGUGAGGGUCCGCACAACUGCCAGAAGUUCUCCAAGGUGAACUGCUCGCCGCAGUGCCACCAGGGGCGCUGCUUCGGGCCGGAGCCCCGGGAGUGCUGCCACCUGUUCUGCGCGGGCGGCUGCGUGGGGCCUAAGCAGAGUGACUGCCUGGCCUGCCAGAACUUCUACGAUGACGGGGUGUGCAAGCAGGAGUGCCCGCCCAUGAUGCGCUACAACCCCAACACCUACUCGUGGGAGGACAACCCGGACGGCAAGUACGCCUACGGGGCCACCUGCGUCCGGGACUGCCCCGAGCACCUGCUGCGGGACAGCGGCGCCUGCGUUCGCAACUGCCCGCCCAACAAGAAGGCCCAGCACGGGGAGUGCGUGCCCUGCGACGGGCCCUGCCCAAAGAACUGCCAAGGUGUGAACAUUGUCAACUCCAUCAACAUUGAGUUAUUCCGUGGAUGCACCAUCAUCGAGGGCUCCCUCACCAUUCUGGACUCGACGUUCAAUGGAUUCCAGGAGGUCUACGCAGACUUUUCGUUUGGACCACGCUACGAAGAAAUGGACCCCAGCAAGUUGGAGGUGUUUAGCACGCUGAAAGAAGUCACGGGCUACGUGAACAUCCAGGCGUCUCACCCAAACUUCACCUCCCUGUCCUAUUUUCGGAACCUCGAGGUCAUUGGUGGAAGGACGCUGACCGAUGGGAUCCACGGUCACUUAAUUUCUCAUCUUGUGUACGAAUCCAAGGGAAAUGACAGGUACUUUGCCGCGCUCUACAUAGUCAAGAGUUCCCUGAAGUCGCUCAACCUGCGGAGCCUGAACAAGAUCCGCUCUGGAAGCGUGGCCAUCUUGGAGAACAAGGACCUCUGCUUCGCCGACAGCGUGGACUGGUACCAAGUGAUGAAGUCGAGCGCCCACAACAUCCUUCUCCAGAGGAACGCCAACCGGACAGACUGUGAGGCCCAGAAUCUGGUCUGCCACUCGCAAUGUUCGACGAGCGGUUGUUGGGGUCCGGCGCCGAAUGAGUGCCUUUCAUGCAAGUCGUAUCGUCUGGAGGACACGUGCAUCGAGAAGUGCGACACCUCCAAAGGGAUUUACGACAAUGGGAACUACGUCUGUAAACACUGUCACGAGGAGUGCCUGGGAGAAUGCUAUGGCCCCGGUGCCAACAACUGUACCCAGUGCCGCCAUGUUCGGGACGGCCCCUACUGUGUCAGGGAGUGCCCGGACACAAAGUACAACCAGUCCGGGGAGUGCAUGCCUUGCCACGAGAACUGCAUUGGAGGGUGCACCGGUCCGAACAACACUGUGGGGCCCGGGGCUUGCAAUUCCUGCGAGAAGGCCAUCGUCAGCGCCUACGAUCCCAACGUCGUGGAGCAGUGUCUGAAGGCAGAGGAACCUUGUCCCGAGAGUUUCUACCACGAAUAUUUCGGACCACAAGAGGAGGGAGCGCUCAAGUCACUCACCGGGAAAUCGGUGUGCCGCAAGUGCCACCAGCGCUGCAAGAACUGCACAGCCUACUCGAUCCACGUGUCUGUGUGCGAGUGCCUGCACUACAGCAGCGGGGAGCAGUGCGAGGACCGCUGCCAGCGGGACCACUUCCCGGACGAGGCAAACCGUCGCUGCCUGCGCUGCCACGACGAGUGCCGGGGCUGCACGGGCCCCACCGCCGCACACUGCACCCACUGCCGGAACUUCCGCAUCUACGACUCGGAGAACCGCACCACGUUCAACUGCACCGCAACCUGCCCGCCCGAGAAACCGUACAAGGUGUUUGACGACACGACGACCAAGGAUCCACACUGCUCCGACGAAGACCCCAACCAGAUGGCGCUGCACGGAAGAACGGAAGAGGACCACCUGCCUGCCAUUCUCGCCAGCGCCGGUGGCUGCAUUCUGCUCCUGGGCGUCUUCCUCGCCGUCUUCAGCUACCACUGGGUUCAGCGAGCCAAGACGAAAGAGAACACGAUGAAGAUGACCAUGCGCAUGAGUGGAUUCGAAGACAACGAACCCUUGAAACCGACGGACAUCAAGCCGAACCUGGCUCAACUUCGGAUCGUGAAGGAGGCGGAGCUUCGCAAAGGCGGAAUUCUCGGCUACGGAGCGUUUGGAACAGUCUACAAGGGUGUCUGGGUGCCCGAGGGAGAGAACGUCAGGAUACCGGUGGCCAUUAAAGUCCUGCGAGAGGGCACUGCUCCGAACACCAACAAGGAGUUUCUGGAGGAGGCAUACAUCAUGGCGAGUGUGGACCACCCGAACGUGCUGAAGCUGCUGGCGGUGUGCCUGACGUCGCAGCUGAUGCUGGUGACGCAGCUGAUGCCGCUGGGCUGCCUCCUCGACUACGUCCGCAACAACAAGGACAAGAUAGGCUCCAAGCCUCUCCUCAACUGGUGCACUCAGAUAGCCAGGGGAAUGGCCUACUUAGAAGAGAAACGCAUGGUGCACAGAGACCUGGCUCUCCGCAACGUGCUCCUGCAAACUCCGGGUUGCGUCAAAAUCACCGACUUUGGUCUCGCCAAGCUUCUCGACAACAACGAGUUUGAAUACAAGGCGGCUGGCGGCAAGAUGCCCAUCAAGUGGCUUGCUCUUGAGUGCAUCCAACACCGCAUUUUCACCCACAAGAGUGAUGUCUGGGCUUUUGGUGUGACUGUCUGGGAGCUGCUGACGUACGGAAUGCGUCCCUACGAGAACGUCUCGGCUCGUGACGUCCCUGAUCUGCUGGAGAAGGGAGAGCGGCUCAACCAGCCCUCCAUCUGCACAAUCGACGUCUACAUGAUCAUGAUCAAGUGCUGGAUGCUGGACGCGGGCUCGCGGCCCUCGUUCAAGGAGCUGGCAGAGGAGUUUGCCAAGAUGGCGCGGGAUCCCGGGCGCUACCUGGUGGUCUCCGGGGACAAGUUGAUGCGGCUGCCCAGCUACACCCCGCAGGACGAGAAGGAGCUCAUCCGCAACCUCAGCAUGCCCAUGGAGGGCCCCGAGGUCAUCAUGGACGCGGAGGAGUACCUCCAGCCCACCAGGGCACAGCUGCCCUUGGCCAUGGCUCCCGUCGACCAGGCCCCGCCGCCCACCCCCAUCAAGAAAUUCAUGGACGACCGUGGGUUCGAAGAGGACCCCAGCGUGGGCUUGCCCAACCCCGCCGAGUUCUUCCCAUCGGGGAUGAUGGUGGGGGCGGUGCACCCGGAGACGAUGAAUGGCGGCUGCCACGGCAACCACGCCCGCGGCCGGGAGAACAGCCUGAACCAGCGCUACUGCUCCGACCCACUCAAGCUACUGGGAAAGGACGCCGAGGAAGGCGACGACGACGCAUUCCUGCACAACGCGGCAACACUGCCCAAGGGCGCCAAGCCAGGCGACAUGAGGAUGUCGCUGCCGGUAGACGAGGACGACUACCUCAUGCCCUCACCAAGAUCCCGGGGACUUUCCACCACCUACAUGGACCUCAUUGGCGACAACCGUUACUCCAACGGUUCGGACCAGCUAGACCACUGCAGACCGCAGGACUACAACCACUUUAUUCCGGACUUCGUGCCGCAGAGCAAUGGCCAGUUGCAUGGCGUGGACAAUAUAGAGUACCACUUGAUGAACCGCACGCCAGGGGGUGCCCCGAACCACGACCCCCCGCGCGACCCCAGACACCACUACGUCAACACGUGCCCGCUGGGAUCGCCACUGGGCUCGCCGACGGUUGUCCAACCACCACUGCCGCAGCCGCAGCCACAGCCGGGAGGAGUCGCGACCCGGAAACAGAACAGUUCCGACGAGGACACCGACGACCACGAGUAUUACAACGACUACGAUCGGCUCAAGAGGGAGCUUCAGCCGUUGAACCAUCGUAGCCGAAGUGAGACGACGGUCUAGUAAUCCCGGUUUGGAAGAAGUCUAGUUUUGUGUCAAGGCGUCGGUGCACACAACCCCGGGUGCGACGGACUCGCCCAUGCGGCGAUGCGGGAAAAUUGUUGGGGCGCCAGAUAUGCGGACGGUGGAAGGAAGCGAUUGCUUGGAUUGCGACGGCUGCGGGAGUGGCUUAAGACAGAAUCGCAGGAAUCCGGUCGCAACCUAUCGGCGAAUUAAAUGCUCGGCGACGAUCGGCCUCGCCGGCUUACGAGGUACACGUCGAAAUGCGUGCCGACUACCGAAUUAGCUUGGCCUCAGCGCGCCACCCGGUAGCCAGCGCCGAAGGAGAACAGACGAAUUCGCUGAUCAUCGCUUUAGUCUAGUUGCUAGCUCGACUCGAGAAGCAGUGCCCGAAAUGGGAGUCCCAGAGGGAAAAGAGGAUUGUUUCAAUCUAAGCAGCUGGAACUCUGCACGAAUCAAGUACAAGCAGCGGUCACACCCCAAACACCUUCGCUUCGAGCCAACUUGCCACAUCAUCCCCCACCUAGAACCCGGUCUCAAAUGGUGAAUGUCGGCGACGCGUCGGGGUGGACAGACAGUCGGGGUGGACUCGGGAAACUCUGGCUCAGGAGUGCCGAUCUUUGGACAUUGGCCCCGGAAUACCCGGCCCGGCGAAGUGCCGAUCUCUUGUCCCCGGCUCGAAAAAAUCCGGCCCGGCAAAGUGCCCGUCGUUCGUCGUGGGGUCCAGAAUGUCCGGCCCAGGAAAGUGCCGAAGUUUCGGCACGGGAGCGAGCUCCUUGAAAGUGCUUUGUUGAUGGACUUCCUCGUUGGGGGGCCUGAAGCGUGGUUCAGGCAUUAUUUAUUAUCGCUGAACACCAUAGGAAGGACUGUGUUGGACUGAAGCGAGACGACUCUGAGCCUUUCUCGGAGAAUGUGGUCUGCUCCCUGAAAGCAGAAGUGUUCAGUGGUGUAAAUAGUAUACAUAGGUGCUUGGUAUAUGCAGCAGUGUGAAUAAUGUGCCCGGAUAUGUUGCCAGCCUUAAAACGGCGAGCGUGCUUCGCUCGAUUUUAAGUUGUGCAGGGUCGUCCCGUGUUCAAUCUUGCCCUCUUACUCUGCCUUACACUUUUUGCGGUUUUUGUGCCUGCAUGGCACAUUUUUUGUGGGUUGUGCUUUUUAACUGGCUCGAUUAUUUUCAUGCCUUUUCUCGGUCAGCUUCUCAGUAUUAAGACUCUUGCGUGCGUGCCAUAUAAUGAUGCAGUGGAUACUGCGAAUUGAGGACAUGUUGGAAACUGCUGAGACGACGGAAUGAUUCAUGUUUUGCUCAUAAUGAAGUUACAUGACCCAGUGAAAAGCUUCAACAUUGAGCGAAGAAAUAGGUAUUGAAAGACUCUUUUCUUUGCAAUAUAUAGAAUAAAUUAUGCUGCGAGCGAUCAUUUCUUUAAAAUAUUUUGAAGGUGGCAUCUAUUUUGUUCAUUUCGUUUAUUUUGAUUAUUUUAAGACAAUAGAAAUUGGGCAAUGAAAGUAGCAUAGACAAGGUUUUAAGUUGUAGUGCUAUAUUUGAUACGCUUUAGUGGUAUGUUAGUGAUAUUUGAUGCCCUUUUGUUAGUUUACACCAUUUAAAUUCAGCAAACCUGAAAAAGAUAUUGGAGUAAAAGCAGUGUUGCUUUUCAGUUUGAGCUGGUACUGUAAGAAGUUUGCUUUUGUGUGCUGAUGCUUCAGAUAUUACUUGCCAGCUAGAGAAAAAAGUGGUGGUGAUUGUGCCAUAGGCAAACAGUUUUGACCAAGUUCACAUAUUUUUCCUUAAUUGUGGUUGGGAUCGUCCAAAGUGUGUUUUGCCUUGAAGGGCCUCUGAGAACAAACUCAAGCUAACAGUUCUGCUUGAUUCACUCAAGUGGUUGUGAUGGUGAUUGCAUUUCCCUCAAAAAACGAUGCUCAGACUGACACUAUUUUUAACAAUGAUCGAGGUUGAUGAAAAAGAAGUGACUGCAGCUGCUGCAUAUCAAGAAAGAACUGACCGAUUCUCGAUGAUGAAGCACUUUUUCGAAUUUAAUUUAUUUUUUAGAUUUGUUGCCUAGAGUAGGAGACUCAAAUGAAAGCGUCAAGUCUUUGGUUGUUGCAAUACUGCAUACCGCAUAUCUAUUUUUAUAGACCCUCUCAUGCCUGUACAUACUUCCGAUGCAUUGUUCACACAUUCUGCAGUCUUUUACUCGAGCAUAGUCCUUUUUUUCCUCUGUCAUAAAGCAUGAUUACCUAGGUGCAUAUAACAGCAUCAUGUAUCUAUUGUACAAAAUACAUUGUCUCUACACUAUCUACAUUUUACACCUUUUUUCUCUCGAGUCUACGUGCUUGUGCCCCGAUUUUUACUGAGAGCAAUUUGUUGAAGCGUGUCCGUAUGACAAAUAUGCCUUUACUACAAAUGAGAAAUCAUUUUCUUUUUUAAAGAGAUGUAUUGCUUUACGGUACAUUAAUAAAACUACUGGACUGAA